UAAACGGCCGCCAGGUUGUUUCAGACCUGUCGUACUCAGGUUGUGAAGAAAGAAAACAUGGCGGUUGUUCGCCUUCACAUGUUUUGCCUUGUUGUAGCCAUCUGGGUUUGUGUUUCUUCUUGUGGUGCCUCAGCUGGCCAGGAUGCGGGACCAGUUGUGUCCACCGUGAGUGGAAAAGUUAAUGGAAUGAUCACACACACAACCGACCUUCCCGACAAACCGAUCUACACUUUCCUGGGCAUCCCGUACGCAGCGCCCCCUGUUGGAGACCUCCGGUACCGCCCGCCCGAGCCUGCCCCCCCGUGGGAGGGGGUCAGGGAGGCCGUGGAAUAUGGUCCUUACUGUCCGCAAAAUCUUACCAUGCUUAGCCAGCUAGAAGCACCUAUCGCGUUUGGAGAGGACAUGACCAUGAACGAGGACUGUCUGACGGCCAACGUUUACACUCCGACUGUAGAUCCAGAUGCCAGUUUACCGGUCCUUUUGUGGAUCCACGGGGGAGGUUUAAUGUGUUUUUACGGUUCACCUCCUGGAUGGGAGGCCAUUGCUGCUUACCAAGACGUCGUGGUGGUCUCCUUCAACUACCGUCUCGGUGUGCUGGGUUUCCUCAGUACGGGGGACGAGAACAUGCCAGGAAACUACGGAUUCCUGGAUCAGGUCCGUGCCAUGGAAUGGGUGAAGGAGAACAUCCAAAACUUCGGUGGAGACCCAGAAAGAGUCACCAUAUUUGGAGAGUCGGCAGGCGCCAUCAGCGUUUCCUACCAACUCCUGUCACCCCUCAGUAAAGGUCUGUUCCAAAGAGCCAUCUCACAGAGCGGUACCUGGAAAACAUUCCCCGUCAACCCCCAGCCACUCGCAGUCACUAAGAUCAUCGCAGAAAACGCCGGUUGCGAGUCGACAGAAGACACGGCAAUCCUAACGGCCUGUCUGAAAGAGAAGUCACCUGAAGAGCUUCUUGAUGCAUUCCAGGCCUUAGGGCCAAUGGCGUAUCUUGUACCGGUGGUUGAUGGAACAUUUCUGACGACUGACCCCUCGGAUCUGAUGAAGAAUGGAGAAAUCAACACAGCAGACUAUCUUCUUGGAUUCAACAACCACGAGGGUGGCUGGAUGGGGCUCUCAAGCUUUCUUGAAGGGGACCCUCACGAUGGCAUAACUCAAGAGGAAUUUGUGAAACUCCUCAAAACAACAAUGUCAUUUAUCCACCAUAGCAAUCCAAACUUGGACAAGAUGGUGGAUGCCGUUGUCGCGGAGUACAAACCGACUAAUCCCGACGACCCGAUGUCAAUCCUGUACCAGUUUACACACACCUCGGGAGAUUCCUACUUUGCAGCUCCCACAAUUCUUGUCGCAGAGAGUCAUACCGAUGCCGGUAGUCGUGUCUUCCUGUACGAGAACCAGUACCGACCCUCCAUCCACCCGAACAAACCCGACUGGGUGGGAUGUGAGCACGGAGACGACCUUUUCAUGCUGUGGGGGUUCCCGUUCCUCGAGGCAACUAGAACUGUCAAAGCAAUAAACUACAGCAAAGAAGACGAGGAGGUCACCCUCGAGAUGAUGGCGUACUGGGCAAACUUCGCACGAACCGGCGACCCGUCCGACUCCACCGGCGGCCCCACUGACAGCCCCUCCCUGCCGACCUGGCCUCAGUACACACCUGACAACCCGGUCUACAUGAAGCUGGACGUGGUGCCGACCACAGAAGUGGGGUACAAGCCAGAGAAAAUGAAGCUCUGGAACGAAGUCAUUCCUCAAAUAGCUGCUGAGAAGAAAGAUGAGCUUUGAUGUCAGUUUAAGGAUAGAUGUCAAACCAGUAACUAUAGCAAGUCUUUGAAAGUCAACCAGAUUCUUGUAGUCUAUGUUUACUCUAUUGCAAUUGAGUACACUUUUAAAUGAGUCGAUCUUGCAGUCUCUUUACCACUUGUUGUGUCAAUAAAGCUUUUGUGCUUUUUAUGGCUUAU
This is a messenger RNA of Branchiostoma floridae (Florida lancelet), 1955 nucleotides long. RefSeq names its product carboxylesterase 1C-like. The record is from RefSeq and is a predicted model, not a curated record. The transcript is spliced from 7 exons. The coding region runs from base 58 to 1779 and encodes 573 amino acids. Lineage: Eukaryota; Metazoa; Chordata; Leptocardii; Amphioxiformes; Branchiostomatidae.